Messenger RNA from Ostrea edulis (European flat oyster), 9484 nucleotides. RefSeq lists its product as uncharacterized. Lineage: Eukaryota; Metazoa; Mollusca; Bivalvia; Ostreida; Ostreidae. The transcript is spliced from 3 exons. The record is from RefSeq and is a predicted model, not a curated record. Bases 8346 to 9137 code for a protein of 263 amino acids.
AAAAAGACAGUCGGAUCGCUUGAACAAAAAACCAAACAACUCAUCUUGAUGUUCUUAAAGGAGAGAGAGAGAGAGAGAGAGAGAGAGAGAGAGAGAUCAGUCCAUUGAACGAAUAGGAUGGGUCAUAAUUCUCUCCCAAGAAAACACUGAUUAGCGGACCAAAUACAACCAACAUGAAAUUUGAUAAAUUUAGGGCGUCUAUAAUUCUUGUACUUGGAUGUAUAUAUCCCCGGUGUGGAUCCAAAAUACACAGAUAAGUAGUUAUUUUGUUGUAUAUUGUUUAAAUGCUCGAGAAUUUUACACUCAUAAGGAGACGUCACCAUUACGGGUGUUCUAAGCGCCUAUGCUCGGCGCUUACGGCCUUUGAAAAGGGAGGGAAGUUCUCUAUUUACUUCAUCGCUCGUGGCGGGAGUGACCGAUCGACAGGGGAUGCUUACUCCUCUUAGACACCUGUUAUCACCGCUGGUGUUUCGUUAUAGGAGUUAUGAGAUUGAUUAAUGUUCGUUAUCUUCACUUUUUCAUUAUUAUAAUAAGCAAUGAGACCUCUUUUAAAACUGUUGAAAAUCAUUUGCCAUGGGUUCCGUCACUGGUGGGUCUAGGUUGUUAUAUUGAAGAUGCAUUAUGUAUUAAAAUGGUCAUUAUUUCUGAGUAACUAGUAGUCAAACUGUUUGCAUAACUAUAACAUUGACUUUGCAAUGAGCCCUCUUUGCUCUACGAAAUCUUAGAAAACCAUGCUACCUGGAUUGAGACCCAGGUUGGGGAAAUGUUAAACUUAUAUCAAGAAUGUAUUGUAUACAUGUGUCAUUAACAAGAGGCCCAUGAACAUUAUCGAUCACCUGAGAAUUAGUCAAAAGAAUCUCUAGUCCCAAUGGCUUUCCAAUUUAUAUAACAUUUGCAAUCUGAAUAUCUAAAUUAAAUUCUAAUUGUGGUAUUUUCAGUUCAACUUUUAGUUCUGAAUUUCUAUUUUGAUGUAAAUUAUUCAUCCAUUUUAUUUUACCACAUCCACUUCAUCUCUCAGCCAAGAACUUUAAUUGAUGUUUCUUAUGUCCAAGUUACUAUGUAAAGCCAUGCAGUGGACAAUUCGUCGAUGCGAGACAGUUGACAUUGCUAGCUACACUUCCAUUUUUUCCUAUACUGAAAUCACGUGUUCUUCGUCUGUUUUAUCCCUUUUUACUUACUAAUUUACAGUAUUAUCUUAAGGGUUGGGAAAUUUCCAUAUAAUAUAGUUUAUAGGCUAAAUUCUAGGCUUUAGGGGUGUGUGUUGGUAAUAUACUGUGGAAUCACCAUUGUUCGUGGGGGAUUGAUGUUCGUGGCUCACUCUUACCCACGAAUUUACCUGUCGUCGACCCUUUUUUUUUUAAACAAGUAGAGUUAUCUCUCCUAGUAACAACGUAUCGCUUACCCACGAAAUUACGUCCCCACGAACCAGCAAAAUUUUGCUUACCCACGAGCAUUGACCCCCACGAAUUAAAGUGAUUCCACAGUAUUCUUAAAGUGUUGUAAUCUUAUUUUCAUUUAUAUUGAGUUUGUUUAUUCAAGUUUCUAAUCAUAGUGUAGUUACACAUGUAGGUCGUUUCGAAGUCGCAACUAUAAACUGAAAACAAACACAACGCGAAGUACAGAUUAUACGAACCCCAGACCUGCUACAUCAUUUGGUCGACCGUGACCAGGAUAGGAUUUCCAUCUUUAGAUGAAGCCAUUGCAUUUGCUGUCGAGUUCGAAGAUUUUAUUGAGCAAAUGCGUAUUUUCAAAAGAACAUUUAUGUGAUUUCGAUAUACCAGUUAAUACAAAAUCUGUAAGAGCCGUUAUUCGUAGAGAAAUCCAAGUCCCUCUUGAUUUGUGCGCUGUCAAUGAACAGAAUAAAGUACUGGAAAAUACUGCUAUAUUUCAGACUAAGAAUGAUCCUGACUGUGCGUCAAAAUCAAAGCAAGAUAUCGGUAAACUCACAAUGGCUGAUGUUGGGGUCGUAACAUUCGAAUCUAGAACGUUCGCACGUGACAUAACACAGUAAGCCACCCAUAAUUUUGACGAGUAACGCACAGAACGAAAACUGUCGAAAACUUAAUAUCGAUAAUCAUUUCAUUCUUAUCACAAAGUUCAUGUUAGUAAAUGGAAUGAAUUUCUUAAACAUAACGAUAUUUGCGAGUCGGAGUUGAAAUCGGCUUGUAUUGCGCCUUCUUGGAAUCCUGAGACAAAGGCAUUCAUUCCUGUAUCGGAAUUUGUUUAGAACAUAUCCAGUUGAUAAGUUGGACGUGUGUUCUGUUAUUGAAUGGAAACUUGAUAGGAGGACUGUUCCCCUUGGUCAAGUUCGUUCGUUGGGAAAGAGCCAGUGCACAAGCACUCUGUCGGUCCGUUAUGGAGUGGAAUCAUUGGUAUUGUAUCCUUACCACAGACCGGAAUUUUUAAAAUGUAUGUUAGAUAUUUGACUUCUUGUAGUAGUCAUGCGGGUAGUGUUACCCAGGUGUACGAUGAACUGGAUAAUGGUACAGGUACAAAUAUGAUGCACAUAUAAAUGUGUGCACAUAUCUUGAGUGUUCUUCUUCUUUAAAAUUUACCAAGUUUAUUUAAAACGCGCAAACUCUGAAAGAUUAUUGGCCCAAUAAUUUCUAUUCCCUGUCAUAUGAAUGCCAAAUUAUUAUAAAUCGCAGAACUUCAGCAUAUUAGAUAAAAUAAAAACGUGAAAAGUUUAAAGGAUUAGUCAAAUAGUUCCUACCCCUUGCCAUAUGAAUGAGAAUUCUGGGAUAUGAAAUUAUUAUAAACCGCGUAAAAUUAGUAUAUUACAUAAAAUUUUGUUUAAGUUUAUCCCCCCCCCCCCAAUUUACCAGUAAUAAUGACGGUGCCCAUGUUUACUUUUUCUAAUUAUUUCUUGUGCUUUUGCUAAAUGAAAGGUGAAAAUAACGAACAGAGAUCAAUAUCAUACAUGUAACUCCUAUAAGCAAUACAAAAUAGAUAGCUGGGCAAACACAAUUUGUUGUUAGUUGUCAGUUUGCCGUUAAUAUCUACUUUCAAUAAAAUAUCCAAGUAUGAAGCAGAAGUGGACGACUCUGUGGUGUCUUUUAUUUCGAGUUCACUGGGAUAUAUCGAAUCGACAUAUGAAUUAUUGUUAAUAGAUAAUACGUCGUUGAUAUAUCUAAAUGUCGAAUUGAAGGCCACAGCAAGAGAUGUUUUCUUCUCACGUUGAAGGUUUUUUUUAAUAAAUUCUGCUUCAUAGGAAUAUAAAAACAGGUCAGCUAACAAAGGAGCACAAUUUGUGCCCGUGGGAAUUCAAACAAACUGUUGGAAGACCUGAUCACCAAAGACCACGAAGAUAUUGUCAAUGAGGAACUCAGCAUAUUUUCUAUUUCAACUUCAGAGUACUUGUGCGUGGAAUCUGAGUGGUGUUUAACAAAGUAAUUUUGGAUGGUUGUUCGUGAGGAGCAAAGAGCAAAGCUUGGUAGAACAUCUAUGUGUCUAAAACUAGAGCAUUGGUUUUGAAGAAUUUCGUCUUUUGAAAAGGCAGUUGGAGUAUAAAAACUAUUACCAAAAGUGGAAUUAAUGCUAAGUUUAAAAUACAGUUGUAAUAAUGAGCCCUACAAAGACAUUGUUGUUACAAGCUUUGUCCGCUGGAACCAAAACAUAUUCCUCAUGUAACCUAUCGAAUUCUUCUAUCACUUCUGGUUUACUAAACACAGAAGGAUAGAUGGUACGUACUUUUGUUUUAAUAUGUUUAAUGCGGGAUUAUAAUAUUCCUCUUAUAAUUUUAAUCCACUCUGACAAUGUACUAUGUUUCAAUAAAAUAUAUGAGUAUGAAGCAGAAGUGGGGGACUCUGUGGUUUAUUUUAUUUCGAACUCACAGGGAGGGAUAUAUCGAACGACAUACAUGUAUGAAUGAAAGUUAUAUCUAAAUGUCGAAUUAAAGGUAAUUUUUUCUUCUCACGUAGAAGUUUUUAAAUACAUUCUGCUUCAUAUGAAUAUAAAAACAGGUCACCUAAAAAGGAGCACAAUUCGUGCCCAUGGGAAUUCCAACAAACUGUUUUAAGACCUGAUCACUGAGUGACAAACGGAGAGGGGGCAGACUGCUGUCAGCAACCGUGUCCAUUCAUAUUUUGACAAUCUUGAUUAACUCUAAAAUUAAUUUUUAAUUGAAAUCUUGAAUAUAUUGUGUACCAUAUUCCGUUCAUAUAUGAUUUAUGACACAAAUUUCCCCUAUGAGAUUAGAUCCAGUCUAUAAAGAGGGUGAUUCGAGUCAAAAUUAUAGGAUCAUUUAUGACUGUACCACUAAGAAUAACUAAAAUUUCACCAUAAAACAUUAAUGCAGAAAUUUUUUUUCUACAGAGCAAAUAUUCAACCCACCUUAAAUACUUUCUGCAACAAAAGUCGUCAUCUGUGAAGUCGGACUGAAGUGUCUCUGGCGCACGGCGUUGCCUGAAACUUGAAACGAUCGUUGUAGCUGUUACAUUUGAUGGCAAUAAACCAAUACUCUUUCUAAAGCUUCAUUUCUCGGGAAGCAUACCAUCGGCCACCCCCACCCUCCUUUGUGGGCCGAUCAUUCCGGCACACAACAAAGAGCUUAGACUCUCAGAGUCAUAAAUCUUAUAUACCGCCACCUAUAUUUGAAAUAGGAGAAAUAACUGACAAAUAUUGGCAAUUAGAGCUAGUUUAUCCUGCAAUUGCUAGAUAAAUAUAAUUAUGUAACAGUUUGUACCUUACCUCCUGAUCCCGUGGGGAUCUGGGCUAGAAUAAGUCCUCAGUACCCUUGCUUGUCGUAAGAGGCGACCAUAUGGGGCAGUCCUUCGGAUGAGACCGCAAAAAAACCCAAGGCCCCGUGUUACAGCAGGUGUGACACCAUAAAGAUCCCUCUCUGCUCAAAGGCCGUAAACGCCGAGCAUAGAACUAAAUUUUGCACCCUUCACCGGCAAUGGUGACGUCUCCAUAUGAGUGAAAAUUUUUCGAGCGGGACGAUAAGCAUACAAUCAACCAACCUUGUCUACCGUCGCCUGCCUCCCCCUUUUAUGUGACAAAAUCGCUUCAAAAUUUCAUAUUAAGUCAUGUAUAGGACCCUGAUACAUAAUAUAUCUGGAAGAGUGGAAUGAAGUUUCAGAUAAACUGGCCUGGAUUUGCCCUAUAUAAGAAUGCAUUUAAAUUAUGCAUUGGCGCACUGUUCUUUACAAUAUAUCCAUGCAAACCCUGAACCUCAAUUGCAUCCUCACCAAGAACCAACGUUUCAGCAAUUUAUAAAUUGCAUUUUAAAAAGAUUUUUUGAAAUUUCAUUUAGAAAAUUGAGGCACACGAUGUUGCGCGUGAAUUCACCACUUGUGACUUCCGGUGAAAUAUCGAGCCCGAUACAUGUGAUAAAUUUUCAUACGCCGAAUUUAACUAGCCAAGGAUUAUGAUUCGGGUGACCUAAAACUCAAAAUAGACGAACAUAUAUGCGAAAUAUCGUGCUUAACAAGCGUAGUUGUUUCAACGUCUCCUAUUCUAUAAAUACUAGUAUAAAUCUGGCACGUAUCCACAUUUUUUUGUAUGGAAUAUUCUCAGAAAUGAAGUAAAACAACAACUUUGCUUGGAGUAUAUGUUGCCAAAUAUCAUCACAUGGUGCCGAAUACGGCUUUACGUAGUCUCAAAAUCCCCAAUCGCUUUGAAAAGUAAAUCUUGUCGCAAGAAGCACAGAUACCUCUUGAUUAGAUUUUAAUGAAAAAUUACACUUAUUGAUUUUCCUUAAUGUGUAAAUUGCGCAGAUUCUUUAACUUUCUUAGCAAAAAAUUUUGAUCUUUAAAUGACUUUUCGUAGAAAGCUUAUGUGGCAUUUAACUUGCUAAAUGGCAGCUUCUGUUCCAAAUGGCAGUUUCUGUUCCAAAUUGAUAUGGGCGUCUUUUAUUUGUAAAACAUUUUGUUAUUAUUAAUAACUUCCGGAACUGUAAAUCGUUAGCAAAAACCUCAACAAUCUGCUGGUGAGCUCAAUAGAACGAUAUUAAAAACAAAAGAGUAAAGACUUAAAAAUAAAUACAAUACGGCAAUAUCAAUAUAGCACGCACGUCUUUUACGAAUUUUCACUCCAUUGAAUGGGAUAGUUUGAAGAACAAAUACAUGUAAUUACAAGAUGAAAAUCUGCCUGUACCAAUAAAAUAAGGUCAUGUUCUUUCAUUUCAUGAUACAAGAUUCAUCCCGCUCUUUGAGUUCAAUCUUUUAGUUAUGUAUUAUUCCAAAUGAAGACUAAAUCUGAAUCUCUACCCCCCAAAUUCGGAAGUAAUUUUCAGGGUUUUGCAAGAGGAGUGCAAAUCUAAAAUAAUAAUCAGCUUGUUUAUUUUAUACAAAGACAACGAUCAAAAUCAUUUGAAGUUGUGAGUUUUCAGGUCGUAUGGGGCUUUAAUGAAUAUUUGUAGGUAUGUUUGGCCACAUGUGUAGUAGGAAAAUGUGUUUCGAAUUUUUUUUAAUAUUAAAUUUAGGAGACAGCAACACAAGAAUACAACGAUAUCAGGCCUCAACCGUGCGCUUAUUUUUAUAAGGGGUGGAUCUGUACAUAUGUAGCUCUAUUUCGGCACAAUAUCUUUUCAGAGAGCUACAGUUCUGCAGCUAGAAAAAUACCAGAAGAGCACUUAGAAAAACAAUACGUCUUUCCUCAAAGGAGAUCCGGGAUAAAAUAGGUCCUCAGUACUCCUUGCGGGUCGUAAGAGGCGACUAAAUGGGGCGCUCUUAGGAUGAGACCGCAAUAAACGGAACCCAGGUCACAGCAAGUGUGGCACGAUAAAAAUCCCUCCAUCUUCAAAUGCUGUAAGCGCCGAACAUAGGCCUAAAUUUUGCAGCCCUUCAUCGGUAAUGGUGACAUAUCCACAUGAGUGAAAUUUUUUCGAGCGGGACGUUAAAUAAUAUACAACAAACCCAACAAUUUCUCAAUUUUCAUUGAUGUUUGAAAAAAAAAUCAGGCUGUUGAGCUUUGUAAAAUUUGGGAAGAUAUUUUACACACAGAGCUCAUGAUUUGUCUAUUUACCUCAUGUCAAAGUUUUUAAGUUACAUGCAGGACUAUUCAUUUCGAUUGGUUAGAGCAUAGCGCUCAAAAUCACACGGCCUCUCACCUCUGUCGGCGCGGGUUCGAAUCCCGCUAGCGCCGGUAAGGAAGACAUUUUCCCAGUUUACUUUCGGAAGGUCGGUGGAGACCAGGUACAUUGUAUCUGGGUUCACUCUUCCACCAAUAAAAACUGGGCGCCACCAGAUAACUGAAAAAUUCGAUGAUGAAAAAAAUAAGUCGCUGCUCCAUGAUGGCUAAUAUUAACUUAAUUGAAGUGCAACAACACGCCCUGCAUAAGCUCCUAGGAGGUGGACGUAUUACGUACCAUUUCCGUAUCAUGAUUUUUUAAGGGUUUGAUCCCUGCAUCAGAUUCCCUGAACAAUGAAUUUCUCAAUUUAGACAACAGUUAUCAUGGCGGGUAUCCCCAGUCUGAUUUCCAGGAGUCAGGAGGGUUUAAAGAAAUAGCGCAUUGUCACGUCAUGGACCUUAUACAUAUACCGCAUAAAUGGUAUUUAACGAUACAUAGAUUUAGCGAUUUUUCCAUAAAAUUUGGUACAAAUAUUUAGCGAGAGCUAAUCUGAGCGAUUUUAUAAUUCCAGGCAAGAUAACUAAACUAUGAUCUCCAAUAUGGAAUAAAUUGUUAGCGAUAUUCAAUUUUAGCGAUCUAAGCACUAUCGCUAAAAAUAUAAUAAUGCCAAAAUUAAAUCCUCGCUAAAUAUUCUGCUGAUACGGUAAGCCAUUCUAUCAUUUUCGCAACUUUGCUUACCAUGAUUAACCUAUUAUUUUAUGCUGAAGACUCGGGCGAAUAUAAGUUAAAAAUUUGUGGUAGGUAAUCCAAUACCUGAAGAUAAUUUCUGUGUAACCUUUGUUGUACAUGAUAUCACAAAUGACAUUGAAAAUUGUUUUGCUUUCACUCAUGUGCUGCUGUGUAUUCUUGUAACACUAAGUUCGAGGUCUCCCGAUAUGGCACAUUUUUUUUAAUCAGUUGGUCUCCUAUUACACGAUGGAACUGAGGGUCAUCCGGUAUGCCACGGGAAUGUUACAUAUCUCUCAUUGAUUUCAGCUUCCCUUGUACUAGUGGAGAUACCGAGCAUUCAUAUAAUAAGACCUAUAAAGAGUGCAAAAUUAAUAGAAGGACAAGAAUGGAUCCCUGGGUGUAGAAGAGGUGGGACCAGAUGCCAAGGAGUAACCAUUGUUGACCGAUAACACGCGCCGAGAUCAGGUAUUUCAUUGGUUUGUUACAAGCGCAAGUGAUCACGGGGUGGAUGGCAUACAAUGUGCUGAACGCCUACCUGGAGUGUGUGAAAUAAAUAUGAGAUGAAAUUGGCGUUUGAGAUAGAAACGUUAGGACAGAAGUAAUCAUGUCGUAUGUGUGCGUUCUGAACUUAUGGCUGCUGUGUGUCUGUGUGUGUUCGUUUUGUACGCUGUGCACCCCUGUUCCUAUUGAGCCGGUCAGAAGUUUUCAAGAAUACACAAGUGAUGAUAUUAUCGAUGACAUUCCAAAAACAAAACGAUCCGUUCGAUCAUGUAAAGGACACCCCAACGUUCUUCAGUGUAUCCGGGCGUAUUUCUCAAACAGAUUCAGACUCAUGCACCGAGCUGUGAAAGAUCCAGUCGAUCUGCGUAACAUUGGGAAACGCGCAAAUAGUUAUUCGGACUCUGAUGAAAAGGCACAGCCACGGUUGGAUCAGCUGAAUAGCUUGUAUGAUGGUUUGAUUAAGAAGGCAGCAAGUGAUUUUCGAAGUAUUGGCAAGAAGAGCGCAGCUGCUGAUUUUAGAAGUAUUGGUCGACGAAGUCUUGGUGCCGAUUUUAGAAAUAUUGGUAAAAGGUUCUAUGCUGCGGAUUGGAGAAAUAUCGGGAAAAGACUUCCUGCUGACUUCCGAAAUAUUGGCAAAAGGGGUUAUGCAACUGAUUUUAGGAGUAUGGGCAAACGGGGUUUCAAUGCAGAUUUUAGAAAUAUUGGUAAAAGAAGUUAUGCAGCUGAUUUCCGAAGUAUCGGGAAACGACUCGGAGUUGAGUUUCGGAACAUCGGGAAAAGGAUGGCAUCGAUUAAAGAUAAUGAUAUGGACUUCCGGGCUCUGACCUCAUUGUGUCCAGACCCGACUACGCUCGUGGAAUGUGCGGACAGCAUUGCAGCCAACACGUACAUAUGAUGACCAAUAUCAUCUACAUUGAAAUAAAUAAUACCAAGGAUUGUUUCCUCUUACGAUGUUUGACAGCUUAAAUUGGGCGGACAUCUGUUUUACAUAUUUUAAAUUAACUCCACAUAUACUACAUGCCUCAUCAAUCCAGAAAUAUCUUGAGAUAACGGCAACGAGUCCAAGUUCUGUGUUCAAUUCGUAAUGCUCUGAAUCCUUCUUGUAUUACAUACGUAAUGUAAAGUAUUUUUGAAUUUCUAAUUUUCUUUGUUUAAAUUUCUCUUAAUACUUUGUACGAGGGUUUUUCCUGAAACUUCGUCUGUGAAGAAAUCAGGUGUGAGGUAUUAAAGAUAUUUACUAAA